Scleropages formosus (Asian bonytongue) is the source of this 1807-nucleotide messenger RNA. Its product is annotated as dual specificity tyrosine-phosphorylation-regulated kinase 2-like. Gene Ontology annotation, molecular function: protein serine/threonine/tyrosine kinase activity; protein serine/threonine kinase activity; ATP binding. Lineage: Eukaryota; Metazoa; Chordata; Actinopteri; Osteoglossiformes; Osteoglossidae. Gene Ontology annotation, biological process: peptidyl-serine phosphorylation; peptidyl-threonine phosphorylation. Gene Ontology annotation, cellular component: nucleus; cytoplasm; cytoskeleton. The record is from RefSeq and is a predicted model, not a curated record. Bases 37 to 1734 code for a protein of 565 amino acids. The transcript has a single exon.
UUUCUUUGUAAAGAGGUAUUGUGCAUUUCCUUUUAAAUGUCAUUUUUUUUUCAGCCUGUAGCCUCUAAGCACGUAACAAACAGCCCCUUGCAUGGUGAGAAACAACAGCGGGUCCAAGUUCAGCAGAUGUUUGAAAACACCGGUGAGCAUACAGUGCUGAGGGCACAGCAAAAUGGACUGGCCCCAGUGAACCAGACCAGCCUUCCAACACAAGGCAAACACCAGAAGAGCGCUCUCCCUCAACUGGGCUGCUGUGCCUCUACUACUAUAUCAUGUGACCGCAAGUUCAGGGCUGCAUACAUGACCCCUGCACAGGCUCUGAAACAUUACAAGACUAAACUGACACAGUUUGAACACCGUGAGAUCUUCAAUUAUUCAAAGAUCUUCUUUGUUGGUCAAAAUGCCAAGAAACGACCAGGUGUUUUGGGGGCUUCAAACAACUGUGGCUAUGAUGAUGACCAGGGCUCCUAUAUCUUUGUGCCACAUGAUCAUCUUGCUUAUCGCUACGAGGUACUGAAGAUCAUUGGCACAGGCACCUUUGGCCAGGUGGUGCAGGUUUAUGACCACAAAACACACCAACAAGUGGCAAUCAAAAUGGUGAGAAACAAGAAGCGCUUCCAUCGGCAGGCGGCAGAGGAGAUACGGAUCCUGCAGCACCUUCGCAAGCAGGACAAGGAUAACAAAAUGAAUGUCAUUCACAUGUUGGAACAUUUCACAUUCCGCAACCAUGUGUGUAUAACCUUCGAGUUGCUAAACAUGAACCUCUAUGAGCUUAUCAAAAGCAACAAAUUCCAGGGGUCCAGCCUACUACAAGUGCGCAAGUUUGCACAUUCAAUUUUGCAGUGUCUCGUGUCAUUACACAAGAACCAGAUCAUCCAUUGUGACCUCAAACCUGAAAACAUCAUGAUCAAGCAGCAAGGUCGUGCCGGAAUUAAAGUAAUAGAUUUUAGUACAAGCUGUUAUGAGCACCAGCAGAUUUACACUUACAUUCAGACACGCUUCUACCGUGCUCCAGAAGUCAUCCUGGGAUCACGCUAUGGUAUGCCCAUCGAUAUGUGGAGUUUUGGGUGCAUUUUAGUGGAAUUACUCACUGGGUACCCUCUGUUCCCUGGAGAAGAUGAAGGGGACCAACUCGCAUGUAUUAUUGAGCUGCUGGGUAUGCCACCUCAGAAGGUUUUGAAUGUAUCCAAAAGAGCCAAAAAUUUUAUAAGUCCCAAAGGUUAUCCCCGUUACUGUAAAGUUAGCACUCUACCAGAUGGCUCAGUAGUGCUGAAUGCAGGACGGUCAUGUGGUGGAGAAGUUCGAGGGCCCCCAGGGACCAAGGAGUGGAAGACGGUUCUCAAAGGCUGUGAUGACCUCAUGUUCUUAGAGUUUUUGAAGCAGUGUCUGGAGUGGGACCCAUCAUUGCGCAUGACCCCCCUCCAGGCCCUGCAUCACCCUUGGCUCAAAAAUGGCUUGAUAAAGCCCCCCUGUGUGGAUAGUGGUCUCAUGAAGGAGAUCCCAGAGAGCUCAGAUUAUAUACCUUCAGUUGACAAAUUAGCUCUACCCUUGAGCUUGGCUUCCAAACAGACCAAUCUGGCAGAGGUGAGUGAUGCUAAUGGAAAUGUUCACCUGAGGAUCCAGUUGUCAGAAUUAGUGAGUCAAACUUGCACAUGCUUAACUUGCUCAUGGUACAGCUGGUGCCAUAGCCUUGCAAUUGAAGGACCUCAGUUUGAAUCCUGGUCCCUGUUGUAAUACUUUUGAGUAAGGUGCUGACCCUAAGUUGCUAAACAACUAAGUAGCACAGUGUAAAAACUUAACAUUGUAU